Messenger RNA from Zophobas morio, 1656 nucleotides. RefSeq lists its product as uncharacterized. Gene Ontology annotation, cellular component: cytoplasm; aminoacyl-tRNA synthetase multienzyme complex. Gene Ontology annotation, molecular function: proline-tRNA ligase activity; ATP binding. The record is from RefSeq and is a predicted model, not a curated record. The coding region runs from base 1 to 1656 and encodes 551 amino acids. The transcript has 16 exons. Gene Ontology annotation, biological process: prolyl-tRNA aminoacylation. NCBI's taxonomy places the organism in Eukaryota, Metazoa, Arthropoda, Insecta, Coleoptera, Tenebrionidae.
AUGGCCGCCAAUCACAUGUAUCCUCGCUCUCCACGAAGACGCUCUCCGCCGCUCACCGAAAAAGACCAUCGCUUAUGUGAAGAAACUUUAUUAUAUAAAAAUGCAAAGGAAGAUAGCAAAAGUAAUAAAAAGUCUGAACUUAUUAAAGUUACUAAAAAGGAAUCGCCAGGCAUAACUUUUAAGAAAGAAGAAAACUUCAGCGAUUGGUAUUCGGAGGUCAUUAAAAAAGCUGAUCUCAUAUCUUCUUAUCCGGUGACUGGCUGCUUUGUUUUGCGUCCAAACGCCUUUUCUAUUUGGGAAAGGAUCACAAAAUUUCUUGACGAUAAGUUUAAGUCAAUCGGCGUUCAGAAUUGUUAUUUUCCGAUGUUCGUGAGAAAUGAAUCUCUUCAGAGAGAAGCUACCAAUUUCACUGAUUUUGCACCCGAGGUUGCCUGGGUGACCAAAUGUGGUAAUUCUGAGUUUUCUGAACCAGUUGGGAUCCGCCCUACUAGUGAAGCUGUUAUGUAUCCGUCUAUAUCCGACUGGAUCCAAAGUCAUCGUGAUCUGCCAUUAAAGUUAAACCAAUGGUGCAACGUUGUUCGCUGGGAAUUCAAGGAUGCCAUUCCCUUUUUAAGAACACGUGAAUUUUUAUGGCAGGAGGGCCAUUCAGCUUUCGAAUGCAAAGCACAAGCAGAUGAAGAAGUUUUGCAAAUUUUGGAAUAUUAUCAGAAGUGUUAUGAAGAACUUUUGGCUAUUCCUGUGAUUCCAGGAAGAAAAAGUGAAAAAGAAAAGUUUGCUGGCGGACUUUAUACUACCACGCUUGAGGGAUACAUUGCUGGAGUUGGUCGUGCCAUUCAAGGCGCGACCUCUCACUGUUUAGGCCAAAACUUCAGUAAAAUUUUUGAUGUCCAUUUCAUUGACCAAAAUGGACAAAAGCAGUUUGUCUGGCAAAAUUCGUGGGGCUUUACUACUCGUUCUAUUGGCAUUACGAUAAUGACGCAUAGCGAUGAUACCGGAUUUGUAUGUCCUCCUUUUGUUGCUGAAAAACAAGUGGUGGUAGUUCCCUGCGGAUUAAGCCAGAAGCACACACAAACCGAAAAGUUGUUUCUUUAUAAUCAUUGCCGCUCCAUUGUUGUGUCUCUGAUUGCUGUGGGAGUUCGAGCUUUUUGUGAUCUCAAUGAGCACGUGACAGCCGGGAAAAAGUUUUAUCAUUGGGAACUUCGAGGUAUUCCAGUGCGUAUUGAAGUUGGUUUUCGAGAUUUGAAAGAUAAUUCUGUAAUAGUGUGCAUACGUUUUAGUGGCGAAAAACGAACAAUUAAACUUUCCAAACUUUCUGAAGACAUUCCAAAUCUUUUGAAAGAAAUCCAUAAUGAAAUGUUAUUAAAGGCGAAGAAAACUCUCGAUAUAAAUACCAAAUUGUUAUUUAAAUGGGACGAUUUUGUUCCUGCAUUGGACAAUUUACAUCUUUGCUUGGUCCCGUGGUGCCAAAGAGUCACGUGUGAGGAAGAUAUUAAGACUAAAAGCACUAGAAAGGUACCUCACCCGACCCAUCCAUCCAUGGGCGCCAAAUCUCUCUGCACUCCCUUUCGCCAGCCUCAAGCCCUUGACGAGGGCCAACGCUGCAUAAAUUGUGACGAGCUUGCUAAAAGUUUUACUCUUUUUGGAAGGAGUUAUUAA